AUGCUCCAUCUUCAAAAGCCAAUAAAACCCCACCUGCCCCUAAAUGACCUCCUCUUCGUCAUCAAUGCAAGGACCGGAGAGUCUUCCAGUUUAUUCACCCAAUCGAAACCAUGCGAUGAACUCCAGGUAGAUCCUAAUGGGAUAUUCAAGUUCGCUGUCGACAUAGAUCUUGAGUCUUCACUGAAAAAAGAAGCGAAACGGGAGAUAAAAGUCACAUGGAACGUUGUGUUGAGAGGUUGGAAAGCUGUAUUUAAUAUGAUGGAAUCUUGUAGUGGAAAGGCCAGCCUUGUCCCGGAGGCAGAAGACUUGUUUUCCAAGGAGCUUCCAUUGCCGGGGUGUUGCUCAAACAUGGUCACCGCAAGCAGCCUUGUUGCUGAGAUAAAGUUGGGAUUUUGCAGUGAGAAUUGUAUUGAUGAGGAGGAGGGUAUAGAGGGUGACGGCAAGUUCAAGAGAGGAAAGUUGAGUUUGGCCAUCAUGAAUACAAAACAUUGGAGGUACCUAAGCAUGGAUGAUGCUCUGAGACAUUUGCAACACUUUUUGCUGCCUUGCGAUGCUCAAGUCGUUCUCAUCUCUUUUCUGAUCACUUCUGGGAAGCUUGCAUGGUGGUUCCUCUGA
Molecule: messenger RNA, 615 nt
Organism: Populus nigra (black poplar)
Lineage: Eukaryota; Viridiplantae; Streptophyta; Magnoliopsida; Malpighiales; Salicaceae
Product: probable F-box protein At5g04010
Exons: 1
Coding region: 1-615 (204 amino acids)
Source: RefSeq, a predicted model, not a curated record